AUGAGUAUUAUGCGAGAAAUCCGGUCCGCUCCAUCAUGGAUUACCAUUGUGGCUGUCGGCGUCUUCGCUUUCUCACUCGUAUGGAUUAGACACAAAGUAGCUGGGGUUCGAAUUCAGCUCGCCGGUGGUACCAGGGCGCCGGUGCUAGCAGCCAACCUGCUUUCCGCUACCAAACUAUAUAUUGAUAUUGGGACCCAUCAGUAUAAUAACAAGCUCGCCCAAUGGUGUAAUGGUAUAUUGGACAGCAAGCAAAGCAACUAUGCCGAGUUUAGUUUGACCGGGAAGAAAAGAGUUCUCAUUACACGGGAGCCUGAGCAGAUCAAGGCCAUCUUAGCUACCAAAUUUGCCAACUUCGGACAUGGUCCCCAGUGGCACCGUCUAUGGCGACCAUUUCUCGGGAAGGGCAUAUUUGCGACUGACGGUGAUGAUUGGCAUCGCAGCAGGGGACUAAUUCGGCCAAUGUUUGUCAAGGACAGACUGCGAAAUCUGGUGAUUUUCGACAAUUGUACCAGGAAACUCUUGUCAACGUUGCCACCAUCUGGGACGACAGUGGACAUCAAGGACGUGUUUUACAGAUGGACUCUGGAUACUACUACGGAGUUUCUCCUGGGAGAAAAUACCAAUAGUCUGGACAAGUAA
This is a messenger RNA of Metarhizium brunneum ARSEF 3297, 639 nucleotides long. RefSeq names its product Cytochrome P450 52A3-B (gene CYP52A3-B). Lineage: Eukaryota; Fungi; Ascomycota; Sordariomycetes; Hypocreales; Clavicipitaceae. The record is from RefSeq and is a predicted model, not a curated record. Gene Ontology annotation, molecular function: oxidoreductase activity, acting on paired donors, with incorporation or reduction of molecular oxygen; heme binding; iron ion binding.